Messenger RNA from Pseudocercospora fijiensis CIRAD86, 857 nucleotides. RefSeq lists its product as uncharacterized. NCBI's taxonomy places the organism in Eukaryota, Fungi, Ascomycota, Dothideomycetes, Mycosphaerellales, Mycosphaerellaceae. The record is from RefSeq and is a predicted model, not a curated record. The transcript has a single exon. Gene Ontology annotation, biological process: protein phosphorylation. Gene Ontology annotation, molecular function: protein kinase activity; ATP binding. Bases 45 to 680 code for a protein of 211 amino acids.
CGCUCAUCUUGGACUAUUGCGACCAGGGAUCCUUGGAGGACCGCAUGAGAUCCGUUGCAAAGGCCGGUGGAGAUUUUUCAGAGACUGCAGUCUGGAAUGUGAUCCAGGGUGUCGCUUCUGGCUUGGCGUUCCUCCACGACGGCACUAUCAAUAUUCAGCCAGGCAAGCACGCUGUAAAGCCAAAGGACUGGGACACAAUGUGUCAUCUGGAUCUCAAGCCCUGCAACAUCUUUCUUCACAGCAGCGGCGGUCUCGGCGGGCAGAGCAAAGUGAUCCUGGCAGACUUUGGUUGCUGCGUCUCGCUCUCAGACAUCGAGGGCGGUCGUGAGGGAGCGAUUGCGCAGCCAUGUGGCACUCCGGUCUGGUAUCCUCCCGAGGGCGAUGUGCGAAAGCCAAAGUCGUACGGAACCAAGACCGAUAUGUGGCAGCUUGGGGCUACAAUCCAUGUGCUGUGCCGCAUGUGCAUCGAUCGUUAUCCGCCUGCUCCAGACCGCAACGUGCUGUACUCUCGAGAUCCGAUCGGCUCGAGAUACGGAGAGCGGUUGCAUGCCAUGGUUGAGAUGCUGACUGAAGUCAGUCCGCUGAAGAGACCUGCUGCGAGGGACAUUGCUCCGGAGGCGAUGAAGAUCAUGCUGGAGAAAUUGGAGGGCGGCGGCAGACGGGUAGGCAGGCACUACUAAUCUCACCUCGGCCAUGAUACAUUAAGAAUGGUCCACCUCCGCAUGAGGAGGAACAUGAGUGCAUCGCUCGAGUGCUCAAGGCUACGAUCAAGACAGUAUCGCACAAGAGAGUAGGGAAGGCAGGUAUGAGCAUGAGUUUAGAUAUCUGGUAUUCGAAUGGAUGCUGGUAGACUUUUG